This is a messenger RNA of Ziziphus jujuba (common jujube), 2235 nucleotides long. Its product is annotated as E3 ubiquitin-protein ligase At1g63170. Lineage: Eukaryota; Viridiplantae; Streptophyta; Magnoliopsida; Rosales; Rhamnaceae. Bases 541 to 1794 code for a protein of 417 amino acids. The record is from RefSeq and is a predicted model, not a curated record. Gene Ontology annotation, molecular function: zinc ion binding. The transcript is spliced from 5 exons.
AAGUUAAUUGGUUUAAGUUUUUUGUUUUUGGAGUGAUUCUUGGCAUUGGUUCAAUUAAUUGGUUUGGUGUGGUCAAAAGUUUGGAACUUUUUUAAUUUUUGGUAUCUUGUGUGGAUUUUAGGUAUAAGCUUUCUUUCGUUUAUGGGUUUUUCUUUUAUGUCUUUGAUUUUUCUUAAUUUGGGUCCUUUUUCUCUAAUUUUUUUGCUUUUUUGUUUUUUUUUGGUUUUUAUUAAUACCAUUGUUAUUUUCACUCGGUGAGUUUCUUUUGAGGACAUUGUGCAUUGACUUGUGUUGCACUGCUUCAAGAAUCAAGAAUAAGUUGAAAAUAUAAUGUUAUAUAUGCAACAAGCUAAUGCUCAUUGAAUCCUUAAAAUUUGUUGGUGCCAAGUAAGAGGAGGUGUUUGGUACAACUCAAUUUGCAUAUUACAUUAAGUUUUAUAUCUGUUGAGAGGGAGAAUUUGGGGAUAUAGGUGCAGAAAUCCGGAAAGAUCAUUUGCCAAUCUAUGCUUUCUCAUCGUCUAAUCUGGUUGGUGGACUUAGAUGGAUGUUCCCUCUCCGGAACCAAAUAGUGAGACUCAAACUGAUCAACAUCCUUUGUUACUGGAUCUGAUGGAGAAUCACGUUAUUGACAUUACUGGAAAUGAUGAUACUUCAUCAAGCUCAUCUCAUAAUGAGCAACCCCCUAGAAUGGACUUGACUCGACAGGAGGACAGACCAUCAGGUAGUACACAUGCUCCCACUUAUCAAGCUGCUUCAUCUUCUUCAAACAGGUUAAACUCUAGGAAUUCCUCAUUUAUGAGAAGAGGUGAUGGACAUGGUCGCCGAAGAAGCCCGUUGAAUACUGGCCUAUGGAUUUCUGUUGAGUUAGUUGUCACGGUUAGUCAAAUAAUAGCUUCUAUUGUUGUUUUGUCAUUGUCAAGAAAUGAAAAUCCACAAGCCCCAUUGUUUGCAUGGGUUGUGGGUUAUGCAUCUGGGUGUGUUGCAACACUCCCUAUUCUUUACUGGCGUUAUCGCAAUCGCAACCGUAGUAAUGAGCAUGAUUCCACUCAACCUCGUCAAGGCUCUUCUCAAAAUAAUCCUCCUGAGUUAACGUCUUACACAGCUAUCUCAGUAACUCAAGCAUCAGAUGAGGACAAUCACCCCUCAGGAACCAGGAACAACCAAAUUGCAGGUUCCUUAAGUGUGCGACUUAAUGGCUUAGUGGACCAUUUCAAGAUGGCAUUAGAUUGCUUUUUUGCUGUGUGGUUUGUUGUGGGCAAUGUGUGGAUUUUUGGAGGUCACUCUUCUCCCUCUGAUGCUCCUAAAUUGUAUAGGUUAUGCAUAGUGUUUCUUACCUUUAGCUGCAUUGGGUAUGCCAUGCCAUUUAUACUUUGUGCGACAAUUUGUUGCUGCUUGCCUUGCAUAAUUUCCAUCCUGGGCUUUCGCGAGGAUCUUUCUCAAACUAGAGGAGCCACUGUGGAAUCUAUAAAUGCUUUACCAACCUACAAAUUUAAGGUAAAGAAAACUAGAAAUGUAAAUGGUGAGGACAAUGAUAACGGAGUAAGCGAAGGUGGGAUCUUGGCUGCUGGGACAGAAAAGGAGCGUAUAAUUUCAGGAGAAGAUGCGGUUUGUUGUAUUUGCUUGGCAAAAUAUGCGGACAAUGAUGAGCUAAGGGAGCUACCAUGUUUUCAUGUCUUCCAUGUUGAAUGCGUGGACAAAUGGUUGAAAAUCAAUGCGUCAUGCCCCCUCUGUAAAAAUGAGGUUGGUGAGGGAGGCAGUGCUUCACCAACAGCUAGAGACUCCAGCCAGCAAUAGGGAGAAGGGAGGAUGGAAUGGGUCCAGCUAAAGGUGAUGCAUGAACAUAUGAGAAACACUGAUUUUAUUAUCCCCCUGAAUUCUAAGGUUCCUGCAAACUAGAGGUGGAUAUGGCAGAUUCAAAUCACCAGUCAUCAAUAUCGUUUGGCAGAGAUGGAGCUGAGACUGCUCUCUCGGAUGAUUCGGACCCAAAAUUGAAGAGGGAUAUUCGGAUCAAUAUUUGUAUUUAACUUUAUAUAUAAUAUUUGCAAGUCCCUCCCCACCCUCCCCCACCAAAACCCACAUUUUGACAUAAAUGAAGCCUUGUGUAAAUGGAUAAAAAAAUUUCUCAGUUUCCUCGUCUUUGAUGAACUAGAUUGGUGAAGAUGUCCCAAUAUAUUUAUAUACAUAUAUAUUUGCACAAAAUACCUUAUAAUAUAUCAACUAGAUUGAAUGCCAGGA